This is a messenger RNA of Leptosia nina, 2940 nucleotides long. The record is from the annotation of a GenBank genome assembly. Lineage: Eukaryota; Metazoa; Arthropoda; Insecta; Lepidoptera; Pieridae.
AUGGACAACGGCGGAGAGGGCGUUUUAGAAAAUAUAAUACACAAUGACGGCGAACCUCCCACCCACCUGAAUAUUAGUGAUGUCAUUGAGGCGAUUACGAAGGCGGAUCCGGUGUACGCGGGCGUAGACGCGAUGUCGCGGCCACCCGCAUCGCUGGGGGCGCAGCCCUAUGUGAGGAUCGUCGAGCAGCCGGCCAGCAAAGCCCUCAGGUUUCGUUAUGAAUGCGAAGGUCGGUCCGCGGGUUCGAUACCCGGCGUGACCAGCACUCCCGAGAAGAAAACUUACCCCACGAUAGAGAUAUGUGGCCACCGGGGACCGGCGAUCAUCGUUGUCUCCUGCGUGACCAGGGAUGAACCAUUCAAGGCACACCCCCACAAUCUGGUGGGUCGCGAUCGUUGCGACAAAGGCGUAUGCACGGUGAAGACGAACCUCGCCGAGGACAAUCGCAUCUCGUUCAGCAAUCUAGGAAUUCAAUGCGUCAAACGGAAAGACAUAGCCGAAGCGCUCUCUACCAGGGAGAAACUGCGCGUCGACCCCUUUAAGACCGGCUACAGCCAUCGGAACCAGCCGCAGACGAUAGACUUGAACGCGGUGCGGCUCUGCUUCCAAGUGUUCAUCCCGGACGAGCGCACGGGCAAGAUCCGGCACUCGCUGGCGCCCGUCGUCUCCGACAUCAUCUUCGACAAGAAGGCCAUGAGCGACCUCGUCAUCAUGCGCCUCAGCCACUGCUCGGCGCCUCCGCAGGGCGGCCUCGAGAUGUUCUUGCUCUGCGAAAAGGUGGUCCGGGAAGACGUGGCCGUGGUAUUUUUCCAGAAGGACGGCGAUAUGAUCGUGUGGGAGGAGAACGCAAACAUUCUGCUGGUGCACAAGCAGUAUGCGAUCGCCUUCAACGUGCCGCCUUAUAGGAACCAGACCAGCUCGCAUCACGUGCAGGUUUACAUCCAACUAAAGAGGAUCUCAGACAACGCUCGGAGCAAUCCCGUGCCCUUCGAGUACAUCCCCGACUUCCAAGGUAUUCCGGCUGCGAGAAAACCGCUGCCAGACCUCGCCGCUAUCGCUGCGUUGCUUCACAAACCCGACGGAAACAAUAACACCAACACACAAGACACAAACACACACACAGAACACACCGACUCGCCGCAAGUCACUUCCACUUCUGACGUCAUCGACGACGUGAGCGGCAUCGAGAAUGGCAUCGGCGACGUCGAAAAUAUCGACAUCGAUGACGGUGACGUCAUCGAUUGCGAUAUCGACGAACCGCACACGAACGGCGUUCUAGACAACGAACGAAGCCUCAACGACUUGCUGGAACAGGUGGCCGAACUCGACGAAAUAUAUUCCGAGAAUCGAACGCGACUCGAAAACAUCACUAUCGUUAACGACGCGGAGGACGUCGACGUCGAUGUCGACGAUUUCAACGACGCGGGGACCUACACUAGCCUACAGUUAGCGUUUAAAAAUCCCGUUACCAUCGCCGAGCCGGAACCGUAUGAAGAUGUGCAAGUGCAAACGUUCCGCGGUCCGAUUAUCGAAUUCACGCCACUCAAAGGGGGCGACGACGACGAGAGGGCGCCGCCGCUCCCGCCCAAACGGGUUCGAAAGAAUUCCGACGCGUUCAAAACCAGUCAGACAUCUGUCAAUAGCAUAUUGAAACCGGGGCGCAAAUUACCCGUCACGCGAAACCCGGACAUGCUAUCGCCGCGCGGAGAGUUGACGGUCGCGAAGAGUGAACCUGCGUUACCGCCGCCGCCCAAAAAGCGUUCUUUCUUCUCUCGUCUUUUCCGUCGCAAAGAGAAAUCUCCCGCGCCCAGCGUGAAGUCUGAGGGUCAGAAGGAAGUCAAGAGCAAACCGGUCGGUCGCUCUGUUAGUUCCGUGUCAGGAAUCCGUCCCUCCAAAUUCAAAUCGGCGGUAUCUCAUACGUCUCUCAAAGACAACGCGUCCGCUACGGGUUUGAGUUACGCGGAUAGUGUCACCCACAUCUCGCUUCACGAGGAUAUGGACGAUAAGUCUUCGCAGAGGUCGCUCAAGCGCCCGGCCAGCUUAGCGCCUCUGCCGCCCACGGACGGUGGCACCAUCCUAGUGGCCGAGAGCGUGUUGGCGUUGGACGCGUCCGCGUUUAAAAAACUGCAGGACGACCUGGACCUCACAGAGGCGGAACACUACGCGUUGUAUAUGGCGGUCGCUCCGCACGCGACCGCCUCGGAAUUUGACGAGACCAGUUGCUAUUAUUCGCCGGUAGAUGGCAAUUCGAGUUAUUUAAAACAUAAGAGACAGAAAACCUUAAACCCUCUGCAUCAAUAUGAUGACAGAAACUAUGCAGAUCAACAAAUCAAAUCGGAACCCAGAGACAAAACACCUCCCCAUCAGAUGAACAGUCCGCAAUAUGCCGUUCAGGAGAAUUACCAGCACUGGAACAUACAAAACAUCCCAAACGUCCUCGAACCAAAUAUGAUGGCCGGUUCGUACCAGCAAGAGAUGCAGUGGGGCCAGAACUACGUCCAGCUCUCGCCCAGCGAACCCUCCAUGUCCCCCAACAUGAUGUCGCCGAUGCACGUGGGCGCAGCCAUGUCGCCCGUGGGCCGCGUCUCGCCCAUGUCACAUACUUCCAUGGGACAAGUGAUGACUCCCAUGGGGAAAAUCUCCCCGAUGCACGGCGCCAUCUCUCCCAAUAUGGUCCAAAUGGCUCCGAUUGGGCACGUGUCUCCGAACCCGGGGCAUAUGGCGCAGAAUAUCGUGCAACCUCAGCAGCAAUUACCUCAACAAGAUCUGAUGGACGGCGUAAGUGACACGCCGUCCCUGUCCGUCCUGCUGGACGAACGCGGUGAGUUGGGCCAGUUCAACUCUGGAGACCUGUCCGGGCUCGUGUCCAUGCUGGGACGGGGACAGGACCUCAGCGACAGCCUCAACAGACUCUCCACUAACGAGCUGUAUAGGGCCUAA